Messenger RNA from Salvelinus namaycush (lake trout), 912 nucleotides. Its product is annotated as probable G-protein coupled receptor 141. The transcript has a single exon. Gene Ontology annotation, cellular component: membrane. Gene Ontology annotation, biological process: G protein-coupled receptor signaling pathway. Lineage: Eukaryota; Metazoa; Chordata; Actinopteri; Salmoniformes; Salmonidae. Bases 1 to 912 code for a protein of 303 amino acids. The record is from RefSeq and is a predicted model, not a curated record. Gene Ontology annotation, molecular function: G protein-coupled receptor activity; oxysterol binding.
AUGGGGAAUGAGAGCAAUACAUCUUGCGACAACAUAGAUGACAAUGUCAUACCUAAAUCAUACAGAUAUGCAUUGCUGUCAAUAUACACUAUUGUGCUUAUUGGAGGGAUCAUCAGCAUGUCCCUCAUGAUCAACAACAUCAAGUCCAACGCCUGCUCGGUGACCACCACAGCCGUGUUGAACCUGAUCAUGGUCCACAUCCUCUUUCUUCUGACCGUGCCCUUCCGCCUCUACUUCUACGCGGCCGGCGAGUGGCAUCUCGGUCCUAACUUCUGCAAGGUGGUCAGUGCCAUGAUCCUCGCUCACAUGUACCUAGCCUUCAUCUUCUACGUGAUAAUUCUGGUGAUCCGCUAUCUCGACUUCUUCAGGAGUUCUAAGCAGGUGUUCUACAGGAGGCUACAUGCCCUAGGGGCCAGUGCUGCUGUCUGGGGCCUCAUUCUCAUUGUGGUGGUCCCUUUAACUGCUGUGAAAUAUGGAUCAUCUAUAGACAGUAACACAACCACCAGUGACAAUCAGUGCUUUAACUUUGGAGGGAUUUUUGAUGAGAAACAUGCUGUGGCUGUGCUGAACUACAUCCUCAGUGCUCUCAUCAUCAUACUUACAUUAGCUCUGGCCUGUUGUCAGAUGUGUAUUCUGUGGUGUGUGUACAGAACUCACAGGGCGAUGAUCUUCUCGCAACAGGAGUUUUGGGCUCAAAUCAAAAGUAUUUUCUUUAUGCUGGCCAUUAUAGUAUGCUUUGUUCCAUACAAUAUAUUCAGGAUUUACUAUGUGAGUCAUUUUAAUGCCAAUCUCCAGGUAAAGAAUGAGAUUGCUCUCGCUGUCACAACAUUCAGCUGCUUUGACAUGCUGACUUUUAUGGGGAGAGGGUCAUUCAGACCCUGUGAUACAAUAUGCUGUGAUUAUCAAUACUGA